This is a messenger RNA of Danaus plexippus (monarch butterfly), 4257 nucleotides long. It is a transcript of the gene Syt4, whose product is annotated as synaptotagmin-4. The coding region runs from base 218 to 1519 and encodes 433 amino acids. Lineage: Eukaryota; Metazoa; Arthropoda; Insecta; Lepidoptera; Nymphalidae. The record is from RefSeq and is a predicted model, not a curated record. Gene Ontology annotation, cellular component: synapse; axon; membrane. Gene Ontology annotation, biological process: regulation of calcium ion-dependent exocytosis; cellular response to calcium ion; regulation of dopamine secretion. The transcript has 10 exons. Gene Ontology annotation, molecular function: calcium-dependent phospholipid binding; phosphatidylserine binding; clathrin binding.
CAUUACCGUUAGGGUUGCCAGGGCGCAUGCGUCCCCGGGCUUUCAAAACGCCUGCGCCACAACCCUGAGUCAAUCGAUAGUGCAGUACAUACUAUAUCGCGUUCGGUGAAACAUACAUUUGCGUCGUAUUAACAAAAAAAUACAUUUUUCCCAACUCACGGCCAACCAAAGCGUCAAGGUGUCUGUUUCAAGCAGCGUGUUGCCUGGUGCCAUCACUAUGAAGAUGCUGUCACCUCAUGAUGGACCAGAUAUCUCGCCAGUCGAGUCCGCUGGUGAAUGGCACAGCCCCACAUUCUGGGUGCUGGUGAUUGGAGCGUCAGCGCUGGUUGCUGUCGUGAUUGCUGUGCUCGCUUGCUGGGUCGCUCGCAGACGGGCAUCGCUUGCUCACAAACUUGGUGGUAAGCGUGGUCCGGACAAGGCGUUGGUCUUCCAACCUCCGCGCCGAGCGACCGCUGUUCGCUCUCCUGGCUCCGCUACUCAUUAUCUUCGCAAGUCACCCUCACCAACGGCCGCCGCACCCCCAGCGUCUUCCCCACCUCAGCCUCAACCACCAGCUACAGUCGUUGUUGCGUCGGGCGGCAACAGCCCUCAUACUCCAACUGCCCCUGAACCAGCUCCUCUCAGCAAGGAGUUAGCUGAUGCCAACGCCACUGAGAAGCCCAAGCCUUCCGAACCAGAGAGCAACAACAGCAGCCUCGGAGAUUUGCACUUUAAGCUGAGACAUGACAAUGAGAAGAGCGCUCUGGUUGUGUCCGUGGUGUCCUGCCAGGGUCUCCCAGGUCGUGAGCCAGCUGGGCCCGACCCUUACGUGAAGCUGCAACUUCUGCCGGACAAACAGCACAAAGUUAAGACCAGGGUUGUCCGAAAGACCCGUUGUCCAGUCUACGAUGAAGACUUUACCUUCUACGGCAUCGCUCCACAUGAACUCGCUUCCAUCACCCUACACUUUGUAGUCCUCAGUUUUGACAGAUACUCCCGCGAUGAGAUCAUCGGAGAAGUCGUGGCGCCGCUGUCAGCUCUUCAACUGCAGUCCGGAGAGGCCAUGGCCCUCUGCCGCGAAAUACAGCCAAGAAGUUUGAAGAUGCGUUCCGUUGGUCGUGGUGAAGUGCUGGUGUCUUUGUGCUGGCAGCCAGCUGCAGCCCGUCUGACCGUAGUACUCCUGAAGGCUCGCAAUCUGCCAAAGAUGGACGUCACAGGACUCGCUGAUCCUUAUGUCAAGAUGUAUCUGCUGUACAACGGUCAACGCAUCGCCAAGAAGAAAACUCAUGUAAAGAAGCGCACUCUGAAUCCAGUUUUCAACGAGUCAUUCGUCUUUGAAGUGCCGGCUGCUCCUAACGCCACGCUCGACCACGUCUCUCUGGAACUGCUGGUCCUCGACUGGGAUAGGGUCACUAAGAACGAGGUGAUCGGACGGUUGGAACUUGGUUCGGAAGGUGUCGGAAGCGCACGACACCACUGGCGCGAGGUGCAGGCGGCCCCACGACGACAGAUCGCCGACUGGCACAAACUCAAGGAGUGAACCGCUUAAAUACUCCUCUCCCCUCCACGCACCCGCCUUCCCCUCACAACCGUGCUGUAUUAAACCCAUUAUGUAACACAUUUUACACAUACUGUGAAAAGGAUAACUUUACAUACAAAUUUAGUCUUCUAGAAGUUGUUUUCGUUAAUUUUGCCUAAAUUGUUUAAAAAAUUGCUUCUUAAAAUUCAACGAAACAGAUUAAUAUUAAAUAACAACGAUGUAAUAUUUUAGAUUACAGUAACUUCUACCUACCUCUUCCCAUCCCUAUCCCACUUAAGCCUUUUUUCUGCACAAAUUCAUUACUUUCCUACAUUAAGAAAUAUUAUAUCGGAUAAAACCUUUCAUAUAACAAGAAAACUAUUAAAGGAAAUGUAGCCAAGAUAUGCCUUGAAAACUAUUAAUUCAUUUGUACUCUACAUUGCAAUACUCACUCGAACUUAUAAAAUAUUUAAAAUAAUUUUCAUCAGCGACGGGUAAGUGGAAAAAAUUUAGCCAAAAUCCAAAAACAGGUAUAAUUUCUCUUUAGUGAUAAUUGAAAAAAAAAAAUUAGAAAACUAGUAAUAUUUUUAUUAGAUAGAUAAUAUAUCACGUAGUAUUUCAUUUUUGUAAAAUCUAUUUAUUUAUAAAACUUACUUUAUUUUGUGUUGGUAACAUCGAGAAUCGAACAAUAUGUUCAGUUUAUUAAUUUGUUUCAUCGCAAGAAAAGUUAUAGAAAAGUUAUAAACGUAAUAAUCAUAGUUAAUGUAAUAUUUAUUAUGUUUUAAACAUCAAUUCUAAAUUAACAUAUCCAAUCUUAAAACGUCUCCGCUAGUCUAAAAUCUUAUUUAUUUAAUUCCAUGUAUUCUUUAUCUUACCAUCAUCUUCUGUAAUGUAUGAUAUUAAUAGUAUAUUUUAAGUCAUCCAUGUUGUUGAUAUUUCAACAAAAAUAGUAUGUAAUUAUGUGUCUUGUGUAUAGGAUUAUUAUUUAAACAUUCUUAUAGACCAAGAGCCCACGACGGCGACUUAUGUUAUUUUAUAAUUAAUUUUUCGUUGUGUAUGUCUUCUAUACGUCUAAUAAGGACCACUGACUGCGGUUUGAGGUUACUGAGACAGAUAGUAGAAGGUAGAGAUGAUUAAAAUGGCACCUUGUUUUCCUUGUAUGUUUUCGUUAAGACACUUUUAGAGAUGUCGUCCGUAUAGCCGGACCUUAUAGCUUUAUAAACAACGAAGGUCUGGCCGUCGUGAGCUCUUAUUCCAUCACAAGAUGAACGAAAUUUAGUAAACAAAUUUAUUGAUAAUAUAUUUUUAAAAUAGUCAAUAUAUAUUUAAAAAAAAAACACAGGAAACUGUCGAGAACAGUGUUUUUGGUCGCCUUGUUUUAUUUUAAACUAACACUGUUGUGAAUGUCUCUCGCAAUAAUGCGAAGGCAUUGUCACAACGAGGGACAUUUGUAAUAGUGACUGCAAUAAGGAAUACUCAUGAAAAUUAUACGGACUAUAAAUUAUAACUACAGAUAAGGUUAGAAAGAAUAUCUAUUUUAUACUGUAGUACUUGUAAGUAAAGGUAACAGCUCUAUAGACGAAGCUGCGAGCUUUUAGCCUUUGUACCCAUUAGUGGCAUCCACAUAGUUGCUUCAAUGACCCACGUUUCCUCAAAAAUGAAGUCUAGCAGAAUUAUUUAACGGAAUAAUAAUGAAUGCAUCUUCGGAACACGUAAAAGUAAAUAGGAAAUUCUCUUACUCUUAGAAAUUCUGCUAGACUUCCCCCAAUAUGCGACGUCGUUGCUAUGAAACACGCGUAAAUGCCGUAUUAGAUGUGUUACUUAUCGAUGUUUAUCUUAUUGUAGAGACAAUAAGGUUACGUGUUGUAUUUAUAUAGAUAACCCUCUUCAAUGUUUAAUUCUAAAUAAAUAAGUAAUAAGUAAAAAAUCACCGAGUGUAUCUAAUAAGCACAUAAAAUACCGACGUGCAAUGAAAAAUUUGCUUUUAUAUUUCGAUGUUUUGUUUUAUUAUUAUUAUUAUUUAAGUUUAUCAUAUAUUUUUCAUUUAUCAAAACCAUAUGCUGUAUCCUUAGACUAAAUUUACACCGUCUUUACAUACGAGGCUAUUACAGUGUCUGUCAAGACUAUUUACAAGUGAAAAACUGUUUACGCUACGUCUGUACGACGAUGCUAACUUGGACUAAGUUAACUGUGUCCUAUUUCGAAGGGCAGAUGAAUUUUCAGCUCGUUUUUGAUCAAUAAAAAAAUGUAUUCCAUACUCUUACAUUCCAAAUGUACUUUGUAAAUAUUUCAAACCUUACGAUCUCUUAUUUCUAAGGCGUGUAAUCGUAAGCAAAUACAUGUUUUAUUUUCUUAUUAUAAAUAUGUUUCAUUCUAAAUGUUUAAUGUAGUGGAUGCGAGCAACCUCACCUUGAUUGUGAACCUUGUUAAAUCACCACCCAGCUGUGCCGAGAGAUUGGUGUAAAAUAAAAUUUAUUUUAUAUCUCAAUAGCUCAACGGCUGUAUUAUUUUUAUUGAUAAAUUAUUUUCCUAUCUCGGCACAGUCUUGUUCACAUUAAACCUCAAUUAUUAUCUUAUUAAAGUUUCUUGAUAUAUUUCUUUCAUUUAAGUUCGUAAAUAAUUGUCACUUGAUAUAAUUUUCUAAGGUAAUAAUUGGGAUUUAUGUGGACAUUAGCACGUCAGUACCAUUGGUCACGAAUAUCAGAUUUGUAUACUAAGGAUUAUAGUAAAUAAAUUAUUGACUGGUGCUUUCACAAUAA